Naegleria lovaniensis is the source of this 1245-nucleotide messenger RNA. RefSeq lists its product as uncharacterized. Gene Ontology annotation, molecular function: protein binding; aspartic-type endopeptidase activity. The transcript has a single exon. Bases 1 to 1245 code for a protein of 414 amino acids. The record is from RefSeq and is a predicted model, not a curated record. Lineage: Eukaryota; Heterolobosea; Eutetramitea; Acrasida; Naegleriidae. Gene Ontology annotation, biological process: proteolysis.
AUGGUCCAAAUUACUGUAGUGAAUGAGAUUACAGGUGAUAUUUAUUCGUUUGAUGUUGAUCCCAAAUCGGACACGGUUGAGAAUUUAAAGGCCUUGAUGGAAAUUGAAACAAAAAUUCCCAUUCUACAACAAGAAAUGUUUUAUCAGAAUUUUCCAAUGCGUGAUGAGGAUGUUUUGGAAAAGUAUGGAGUCUCGGAAUCAGAACUGAUUGUAUUCAAGAAAAGAACAGUGGUACAACAACCAACCCCUCCUAGAACCAAUCCACAACAACAAAAUUCAAACGCGCCACAAAAUCCAUUCCGAUUACUUUCAAACGCUUUGAAUGCCAAUACACCUUCAUCUCAACAACAACAGACUCCUAAUACGAGAAAUUCCUCUGUUCCACCUCCUUCUACAUCCAAUUUACAAAAUCGUGCUCCUUCUGGAGGUGGAGUUGUAACUGAAGAUUUAUUGAAUGAAAUUUUGGGAGGAAUUUCGAAAUCCAAUCCACAACUCACGCGACAACAAGAAUUGGAGAGAAGACUUCGUCAAAAUCCCUACGAUAUUGAAGCUCAAAAAUUAUUGGAAGAAGAAAUCAAAAUGAGAAAUAUUGAGGAGAAUUUCCAUAAUGCCAUGGAACAUACUCCUGAAACUUUCUUUCAGGUCAAUAUGCUCUAUGUUGAUUGUAAAGUAAAUGGCCAUGUGUUGAAGGCAUUUGUAGAUAGUGGAGCUCAAAUGACCAUCAUGAGCAAGUCAUGUGCAGAGAGAUGUGGAUUAACUAGACUGAUGGAUACUAGAUAUCGAGGAGUUGCUAAGGGAGUGGGUAGUUGUGAAAUUUUGGGAAGAAUACACUUGACACUGAUGCAGCUUGGAGGAUCUACGUUUCCAGUCACUAUCACAGUUUUGAAUCAAGGAGGAAUGCAAUUUUUACUAGGUCUUGACAUGUUAAAGCGCCAUCAAAUGAUGAUUGAUUUGAAGGACAAUGUCUUGCGUGUUGGAGAUGAGAAAAUCAAUUUUCUACCACCUCACGAAUGUCCAAAUGAAAUUGCAGACAUUGAAUCUCCAAAACCAACGUCACACGACAUUAAUAGACCUUCUCCAUUCGAUAUGAGACAAAGCAGCAGCGAGAAAGAGACAGUCAUUAAACAAUUAAUGGAAAUGAUUGGAGUGGAUCGAGAAACAGCAGUCAAAGCUCUUGAAUUGGCCAAAGGAAACGCUGAAUUGGCUGCCUCUCUGCUUUUCGAACAAAAAGAACAUCACAAAUAA